Molecule: messenger RNA, 1000 nt
Organism: Carassius carassius (crucian carp)
Lineage: Eukaryota; Metazoa; Chordata; Actinopteri; Cypriniformes; Cyprinidae
Gene: ripply3
Product: ripply transcriptional repressor 3
Exons: 4
Coding region: 256-696 (146 amino acids)
Biological process (GO): embryonic pattern specification; negative regulation of transcription by RNA polymerase II
Cellular component (GO): nucleus
Source: RefSeq, a predicted model, not a curated record
GGAUGUUCAUCUAAUGGUUUUAAAUGUUAGUUAUUUCAGAACAUUCAGAGAACAUUCAACUCUAACAUUUCCAUAAUGUUUGCAAAAUGAUCAAAUGCAACGUUCCCUUAACAUUAGAAAAUCAAUUUAACUUUUUAUUAAUAAUAUGGAAAACAUCGUUAGAUUACAUGAUUCUUAAUUCCAAAAUGAAAUAUUUGCAGAUAGCAAGUUCAGAUUCGUAAAACUAUCUCUGAAAGUAAGGUACUUCGUGACGUCAUGUCAAAGAAUUGUAUGUUUGGUUCAUCACUCGGACCGAGUUGCGGGUGCGCGCACUCGGGAACACGCCCACCUCUCCGCGCGUGCGCGCCUUCACCCGUGUGCGGGAGCGCGCGCUCAGUGUGGAAGAUGCUGCCGGUGAGUUCAGACGCGGAUCGGAUGCUCGGUUGUCCUGUGAUAUGGAGACCCUGGGAUCGUUCAACAAGAGAGAUGCAAUUAAAUAAAGUGGUUUCUGGAGGUUUGAGGCGAGUUCAGACUUCUGAAGAUGUUUUCCAGCAUCCUGUGAGGCUGUUUCUGCCCAGGUCCAGGAUGCAGGAGCAUCUGUCUCAUCUGGGCCGGACGGUUCUGGACAGUUUCCCCGUUCAGGCCACACUGCACUUUUACAACGAUGAAGACUCCAGCUCUGAGGAGGAGGAGGAGGAUGAAGCAGACACUCAUUAACCUCCUCAGGUCCACACGUCUAUAACAUGAACUCACUAGUGAGCUGAGAGCCAAGCGUGCAGCCGUCAGGAAGCUGAACACUGUUUAGGAAACACGGCGUGUGAAUGGAGAUGGGAGACACGGCGGUGUGUUUCAGGAAGUGUUGUGGAUCCACAGGAACAGGAUCUUCACGCGAGACGAGCAGAGAUCCAGCGCCAUCAAACACAAACACACCUUUGAUCCCAAGACGAUCCUUCACGUCUGGGAACGUCUUUAAAGGGAUAGUUCACCACAAAUGAAAACUGUCAUUUACUUGCACUCAGGA